Messenger RNA from Glossina fuscipes, 354 nucleotides. RefSeq lists its product as uncharacterized. Bases 1 to 354 code for a protein of 117 amino acids. Lineage: Eukaryota; Metazoa; Arthropoda; Insecta; Diptera; Glossinidae. The transcript has 3 exons. The record is from RefSeq and is a predicted model, not a curated record.
AUGAUGGCUAAGUUUCAAAUCGCCCCUGAAAGAAUUAAACGAGCCGUUAAUAAAGAAAAAACCUAUCCAGACGAUACUCCCGAAUUCGAUCGGUCUGCUGUAUCGUUAGACUUUCCGGAUGAACUUUUUAGUACAGCUUUUCAAACUUUAACGAAUGUCUCGAAAGUUGCAUCUCGUCUUAUAAUGAACUCUGCGAGACGUUAUUCGCGUUUUGUUUUAUUUUUCAAACCAGUUUUUGGCGAUGCUUUAGUAGUUAAAGGGUUUGAAGAUCCUACUACGACCACAACAACGACAACAACCACUACUACACCACGUGCUUUAACGAUGGAUAUGGAUAGUCUUAACGAAAUUUAA